Messenger RNA from Sphaerodactylus townsendi, 1898 nucleotides. RefSeq names its product membrane primary amine oxidase-like. Gene Ontology annotation, biological process: amine metabolic process. Lineage: Eukaryota; Metazoa; Chordata; Lepidosauria; Squamata; Sphaerodactylidae. Gene Ontology annotation, molecular function: primary methylamine oxidase activity; copper ion binding; quinone binding. Gene Ontology annotation, cellular component: plasma membrane. The transcript is spliced from 3 exons. The record is from RefSeq and is a predicted model, not a curated record. Bases 1 to 1893 code for a protein of 630 amino acids.
AUGGUUUUUGUGUCGGCUCAAGAGAUGUUGCAGGAUGACCCCCCAGACACUCAUGGGCCCUUGCCAGGGGAGAAGAUCUUCCUGGCAAAUGCUCUGACCCGCAUGCCACAUUAUGAAAGCAAGCAGGAAGAGGUGGGAAACACGGUGCCUCCUCCCCAGCAGCUGGGGCUGGGGUUAGUUACCUGGGGGCAAGCGAAAGAAAAGCAGCAGAAUUCGCCCUCUGAAUCAAAUUUGCUUCAGUCUGCAUUCUCCCAACUGCGCUACAAAUCCCAAGAACCUACCAUGCUGAAAACGAACUGGAAAUUGGUUUGUGCCCUCCUAGCUGCGUGCACAGCAACGGCUUUCCUCAUAGGCUGGAUAUUCCAAGGAAGACGAGAGAAGCCCCCUGUUUGUGAGACCCAACACCAGGAUCGGUGCUCAGGGAAGGUACGCCAAGAUGGACACGGCUCGGUCUUUGCUGACCUAACUCUGGAAGAGUUGUUGCAAGUCAAGAGGUACCUGUGGAACAACCUGGGUGUGCCUUUGGUGGAGCCCCCUCAAGCCAAGCCAUCAGACAAUUGCAUUUAUUCUGUCGGCCUUCAUCUUCCCCCCAAAGCGGAGGUGCUGGCAUUCUUGGACCACCAAGGCAGAAAACCCCCACGACAAGCUCUAGCUGUGGUCUAUUUUGGAAACCAAGAGGACCCAAAUGUCACGGAAUAUGUAGUGGGUCCUCUUCCAAAGCCAACAUAUCAUCAAGAUAUCACAAUUGAGAAGUAUGGAGGGAAGCUACCAUAUUACCGAAGAUUUUUUUUGAUCAGUGAGCGAGAAGAAAUAUCUAUUUUCUUCAUGCGUGAGGAAUAUCCUAGAGCUCCAAACUUUAUGCACCAGGUACUUGAUUAUAAUGGAAGAAACCUUAUGGUGCUCCCUGCUCUGCCACCAGGAUUUAAAUCGGGAGACAGAAAAGUCUGGAUGGGUCAUUUCCAGAAUGUAUCUGGUCCGUAUUUGCAUCCCGUUGGGUUGGAGCUGCAAGUGGAUGUUAGCAGCUUGGAUACUUCUGAGUGGCAAGUGUUGAAUGUGUUCUACAAUGGACAGUACUUUGAGGACAUGGAAGACCUUGAAAGACAGUUCAACGAGGGAAGAGUUCGAGUGGCCAAAGUGAAGAAGGCUCCUCUUGACGGGGGGUUCUCAUCGCUGAAACCAAGAGUCCCACCAGGGUGGCCAGGCCCUUUGCAAUACGAGCCCCGCGGUCCCCGCUACUGCGUCAGGCACAACCAGGUCACCUUCAUGUCUUGGAGUUUUGCCUUUGGAAUGGAAGUAAACAGAGGACCACGGAUCUUUGAUGUUAGGUUUGACGGUGAGAGGAUAGCCUAUGAGUUAAGCUUGCAAGAUGCUGCUGCCCUCUAUGGGUCCAAUUGUCCAGGGACAAUGACUACCCGGUACAUGGACCUAAGUUUUGCCCUUGGGAGAGAUGCUGCCACCCUUACUCAGGGAGUGGAUUGUCCUUACUUAGCUACGUAUUUGGAUGCGCACUACCUACUGGAUUCUUCGUUACCUGUCACUCGCAAAAACUCUAUUUGCAUCUUUGAACAAAAUGCUGCGAUUCCAAUACGGCGCCAUUAUGACCAGUCGGACCCUAAAUUUUACGGAGGGCUGGUUGAUUCCGUUCUGGUCUUCAGGGCCAUUUCUACAAUGGUGAACUAUGACUAUGUCUGGGAUUUUGUGUUUCAUCAAAAUGGAGCUGUUGGUGUAAAAGUACACGCUACUGGAUAUAUUAUGUCUUCAUUCUUCUUCGGUGAUGGCGCAGAUUUUGGGAACAGAGUCCAGGAAUUUACACUGGGAACAAUGCACACUCACAAUAUUCAUUACAAAGCGGACUUGGACAUUGGUGGUAAGUGUUGUUUUCUGUUUUUUUGAAGAAA